CUCAUAAAUUCUCUCUCGCUGCCCACCGAUCAACCACCCCGCUUCCCCCGACCGCGUCUCGGAGCACCCUUCUCAACCGCAUCCUGCCUCUGCUCGGUGUCGCCGUCUCGACUGCAGGAGAGGGGAGCGCCCCGUCGCCGAUCUGAUCGGGAGCCGGAGGCCAAGCGUCGAGGUGAGCCCGUCAGGAACCGCCAUGGCAGCGGCCGCCGCCGAUUCCGACACCGCCGCAGCUGUGGGCGCCAUGUCCACCUGCGCCCACUGUCAGCGAGAAAUCCCAUUUUUGAACAUCGACUUGCACUCUGUACAUUGCGCCCGCAACCUCCAAAAGUGCCAGCACUGCGGCGAAAUGAUUCCUAGGAAACUUAUGGAUGAACAUUAUGAUGAAAACCAUGCCCCGAUCAAUUGCUCCCUUUGUAAAGAAACAAUAGAACGUGAGAGCUGGGAUCUUCAUAAAGGUGAAAAGUGCCCACAAAGAAUUGUCGCUUGUGAAUAUUGCGAGUUUGAAUUGCCUGCAGUUGAUCUCCAUGAACAUCAGGAUGUAUGUGGAAACCGAACAGAGCUUUGCCAAACAUGCAGGAAGUAUAUUAGACUGCGUGAAUGGACAGGGCACGAAAUACAGUGCCAUACAAACUCAAAUGGUUCUGCAGACACAUCCCGAGCAAUUCCAGAGAGAGAACUACGACCGCCGCCGCCGCCAGUGCGACAGGCGCGACCAGCACGUCCUGCCCACGCUUCACCACACAAGCGGCUCCUCUUCACAAUCGCCGUCACUGGAAUAGCAGUUAUGAUCGGCUCCAUACUGUUCCAGAGGGACGAGGGUUUCUAGCUCCAGUAGCCAUGGACUCGCUCUGUCAAGGUGCUUCUUGACCGGGAGAGUCAUGCGGUCAUGCCACAGGAAGGUGGUAUUAAUGUAUAAUAACUCGUUCGAAUCAAUUACAAUAACUGGAGUUUGUUAGGGAGUAUAGCCCCAGGCAUGCAUUCGUCAAAAGGCGAAGUUAUGUUCUGCCCCUGGCAGUUCUGAGACUUGUGUUUGCUUUGACACUGCACUUGAAUUUGUUCAUCUGUAAGUCAGAGAUGAGUUAUACAAUCGGCCAGUGUCA
Messenger RNA from Zea mays, 1100 nucleotides. RefSeq names its product TRAF type zinc finger domain containing 1. The record is from RefSeq and is marked validated. Gene Ontology annotation, cellular component: mitochondrion. NCBI's taxonomy places the organism in Eukaryota, Viridiplantae, Streptophyta, Magnoliopsida, Poales, Poaceae.